Molecule: messenger RNA, 1434 nt
Organism: Plasmodium berghei ANKA
Lineage: Eukaryota; Apicomplexa; Aconoidasida; Haemosporida; Plasmodiidae
Product: phenylalanine--tRNA ligase, putative
Exons: 1
Coding region: 1-1434 (477 amino acids)
Biological process (GO): phenylalanyl-tRNA aminoacylation
Cellular component (GO): mitochondrion; cytoplasm
Molecular function (GO): ATP binding; tRNA binding; phenylalanine-tRNA ligase activity
Source: RefSeq, a predicted model, not a curated record
AUGUCGCAAUUGCCUAAAAUAAUUUUAACCAAUGAAGGGAAAACCCUAUACAAUAUUCUGAAUCAUCCAAUAAGGACAGUAAAAUCUCGAAUUGAAUAUUUUUUUAAGUUUGAAAAUUUUGAUAAUUUGAAUAAUGAAAUAUCAGUAAAAGAUAAUUUUGAUCGUCUUUUUGUUCCUUUAAAACAUCCGGUUCGAAAUUUUAAAGAUACAUUUUAUUUAAAUCAAAAUUAUAUAAAAAAUUAUCCUUAUAUACAAAAAUAUUAUUAUGAUAUAUAUGAAAAAUUAAAUCCUUUUUAUAAAUAUUAUUUAGCUAAUAAAUUCCUACAUCAUGAUCAGAUUAAAUUAAAAAGAACACACAUGACUACACAUUUACCUGAAUUGUUAAGAACAAACCAUAAACAGGUUAUAUAUACGGGUACAGUAUAUAGAAGAGAUCAAAUAGAUAAAUUGCAUUUUCCUAUUUUUCAUCAAACAGAUGGCUUUUUAAUACAUCAUGAUACUUUUGAUGUAGAAUCCGAGUUAAAGUUAAAAUUGGAAAAAUUAAUUUCCCAUUUGUUUGUAUCAAAAUCUAUACAAAUGCAAUGGGACCAUCAAACAUCUUUUCCUUUUACAGAGCCUUCCUUCGAAUUAUACAUAAAACCAAAUCCAGAUGAUAAUAAUAAUAAUAAUAUUAUUGUCUCAAAUCCAAAAAUCGUAACAUCACAAUCUAAUGGGUGCACUACACAAGAAAAUCAUAACGACUUAAAAAACUGGGUCGAGGUUUUAGGUUGUGGAAAAAUAAAAAAAGAAGUAAUUGCAAUUUCAUUAUAUGAAAAUGAAAUAAAUAAAAUUAUAGAAAAAGAAAUUUCCUUAUUUGCACCAAAUUUAUUGAAAGAUAUUUUUAAAUUUUCAAAUGAAAAAAAUAUUGAUAUUUAUUUGCCAUCUGUUUUCAAUGUAUCAAAUAAAUUGUGUAAUGAUGAUCUUAAUAAAAAAAUCGAAAUUAAAAUUAACGAAUUUUUAAAAACAAUAAAAUAUGAUGGAUGGGCAUUUGGAAUAGGCCUUGAAAGAUUGGCUAUGCUAUUAUACGGUAUUAAUGAUAUAAGAUUAUUUUGGAGCCAAGAUAAUAGAUUUAUAAAUCAGUUUAAAGAAAAUGAAAUCUCAAAAUUUAUACCAUUCAGCAAUUUUCCAUCAAUUCAUAAAGAUAUAUCAUUUUAUGCAAAUGACAAUUUUGAUGAAGCAUUAUUUUUUCAAAUAUGUCGAGAUAUAGCUAAUGAAAAUAUUGAACAAGUUAAAAAAAUUGAUCAUUAUUUUAAUCAAAAAACAAAACAAACAAGUUUAUGCUAUAGAAUAAUAUAUAGAUCACAUUUUCAAAACUUAACCCACAAAAAUAUAAAUGAAACACAAAAUAAAAUUAUACAAGCAUUAACCAAGGAAUGUUUUAUUACUAUUAGAUAG